This is a messenger RNA of Raphanus sativus (radish), 910 nucleotides long. RefSeq names its product E3 ubiquitin-protein ligase MPSR1. The coding region runs from base 194 to 811 and encodes 205 amino acids. Lineage: Eukaryota; Viridiplantae; Streptophyta; Magnoliopsida; Brassicales; Brassicaceae. Gene Ontology annotation, biological process: protein ubiquitination. The record is from RefSeq and is a predicted model, not a curated record. The transcript is spliced from 2 exons. Gene Ontology annotation, molecular function: ubiquitin protein ligase activity. Gene Ontology annotation, cellular component: cytoplasm.
AGGAUAAGACUUUGGGAUAAAAAAAUAUUAAAUAUAUUUAAAACACUGAUUGGAUUGAAAAAAGUGUGUUUCUAGAUUCUUCUGUAACCUUCGUAUAUUUCCUUUUCGCCAGCCUCCUCGUGAUUCGUGAACACGCUCUCUCAAGAAAGAUCCUUCCUUUCAUUCUUACGAUCUUUGUUUUGGUGCUUACGUUAUGUCUUCGGAAGCGGAGUUUGCAGAGUUUGCGGCUUUGUUCGAGAGGAUGAUCAGACGAGGCGAAGGUCUCUCUCGAUUCUUGCCGCUGAUCUUAGCUUUAGCAGCUGAAGCCGACGAGGACGGCGAACCGACCGAUCAGACGGCCGGACACAGAGAGUUCGUCAUCGAUCCGGCGAACCGGAGAGUCGUGAUGAUCAGAUCGGCUUUGGGGGAGUUCUUGAACGGCGACGACUUUUCGGAGAAACAAGGGAGGUCGCCGGCGUCGAAAUCGUCGGUGGAGAGUAUGCCACGUGUCGUGAUCGGGAAAGAGGAGGAGAGAGGAGGAGGAGGAGGAGGAUCGUGUCCGGUUUGCCUGGAGGAGUGGUCGGAAGGUGACGUAGCGGCGGAGAUGCCGUGUAAGCAUGUGUUCCACUCGAAGUGUGUGGAGGAGUGGUUGGGGAGGCACGCCACGUGUCCGUUGUGUAGGUACGAGAUGCCUGUUGAAGAAGUGGAGGGAGAGAAGAAAGUCGGGGUUUGGAUUGGGUUCGCUGUUGGUUCUGGUGAAAGGAGGAACGAAGGAGACGGAGGAAGAAGAAGCGAUGGUGAUUCGAACUCUCGAGAUGGAACAGAGGCUUAGGUUUAAAUUUUUUAGGAAGAAACGUGUGUAUAUUCUUUUCGUUUUUUUUUUUUUAAAUUUCGAAUGUCUUUCCAGUUUCAAUAAAGAUUGGUUGAUGAA